AUGCAGGAAACACCAAACUUGGUCAAGUGCGAUUUAUUCAGUUCGAGAUCAACAUCAACGGCUCCGAUGCUUUGCCGAGCUAAAACCCCUCGGAAUUUCCUGGAACUUCGGAUUGCGGGCGCCAGAUCAUUUUUCCGCUCAGCAAUUGCGUUGCAGCUGUCCUCGGAAACCCUUCCCCUCAAUGAGCUUGACAAGAAAUGGGCCUCUCGAUGGAGAAGCGUUUCGCCCAACAACGCACUCCACCCUUCCAAACAUGUCGUAGAUCCUAAAGCAGAGCCCUUUUUCUGUCUCACAAUGUUCCCGUAUCCGUCUGGAAACCUUCAUUUGGGCCACCAGCGAGUGUUUACAAUCAGCGAUGUCUUAGCACGGUUCAAACGGUUGCAAGGUUUUGAUGUGAUCCACCCCAUGGGCUGGGAUGCUUUUGGCUUGCCUGCGGAAAACGCUGCAGUCGAGAGAGGCGUCAAUCCGGCAACAUGGACAAAACAGAACAUUGCCAAGAUGAAAGAGCAGAUGCAUGCCAUGUUGGCAGACUUUGACUGGGAAAGAGAGGUCAAUACGUGUUCGCCCGAGUACUACCGCUGGACGCAGAAAAUCUUUACGUUGCUUUUCGAGCACGGCCUUGCUUACCGCAUGGGAGCCGAAAUCAACUGGGAUCCUGUGGAUCAGACAGUUUUGGCCAAUGAGCAGGUUGACAGCGAGGGCAGAUCAUGGCGUUCGGGUGCCAUUGUCGAGAAAAAAGUUUUGGAGCAGUGGUUCAUUGGCAUCACAAAGUACGCGGAGCAGUUGCAGGACGACUUACAAAUCCUCGACCAGUGGCCCCACAAAGUCAAGGCUAUGCAGAAAAACUGGAUUGGAAAAAGUCCCGGUGCUGAUAUUGUGUUUCCAACAAGCUCCGGGGACAAAUUGACGGUGUUCACCUCGCGGCCUGACACUUUAUUCAGCGUGCAAUUCGUGGCCCUUGCACUCAACCAUCCUUUAGUGCAGAAGGCCGCCGAAAAGGACGAAAAAUUGGCCUCUUUCAUUGCUGCAAUGACUGAAAUUGAUGAUCCGGCCUCGAAAGAAGGCUACAAACUAGACAUUUCUGUGUCGAUCCCAAUAUCCGUGGAUGGCAAGAAGAGAGAAGUUUUCGAUGUGCCUGUUUAUGUGGCACCAUACGUUUUGGGCACUUAUGGCCAUGGUGCCGUUAUGGGCUGCCCUGCUCACGAUGAAAGAGAUGCUGAGUUUUGGAAGUUGCACAAUCCAGGAGUUCCUGCUCGUCAAACAAUUGGUGAUUUGGACACAGACAAAGCUUCAACCCAAACCUCUCUUUUCACACUGAAAGAGGGCAAAUUGUACGAUUCGCAGAUUCUUCCGAACGGUCUUGAAUCGUUGGGAGUAUUUUCAGGCUUGACCUGCAAAGACGCAGCCGAAAAAGUUGUUUCCAUUUUGGAAACCUACAAUAGCGGUCGCAAAACCAUUCAAUUCAAGAUUAGAGAUUGGUUGAUCAGCAGACAGAGAUACUGGGGUGCACCAAUACCUAUUAUUCAUUGCGACUCUUGUGGCCCAGUAGCUGUUCCAGAUAAAGAUUUGCCUGUUUUGCUUCCAUCCGUGGGAGGGGAGCAUUUUGGCAAAGGCAAUCCUUUGGCCUCCAUUGAAUCUUUUGUGAACACCACUUGUCCCUCUUGUGGCAGUCCUGCGAAAAGAGAAACCGAUACAAUGGACACCUUCAUUGAUUCUUCGUGGUAUUUCUUCAGAUACACGGAUCCGAAGAAUGAGAAUAAAAUCUUUGAUUUUGAGAAAGCAUCUAAACACAUGCCCGUGGACUUGUACUCUGGCGGAGUUGAGCAUGCUAUUUUACAUUUGAUGUACUCCAGAUUCAUCGCUAAAUUUCUUGCAGACGUUGGAUUGUGGGAUGGUAAAGAUCUUAAGAAUGAACCCAUCAAGAGAUUAGUUACACAAGGUAUGGUUCACGGCCUUACAUUCACUGAUCCUGAAACAGGUCGUUUCUUAAAACCUGAAGAGUUGGAUCUCAGCUCCGGAAACCCUCUUAUCAAAAAUACGAAUGUUACACCCAACGUCAGUUAUGAGAAAAUGUCAAAGUCGAAAUACAACGGUGUGGAUCCGGUGAGCUGUAUCUCAAAAUAUGGAGCAGAUGCUGUGAGAGCCCAUACUUUGUUUUCCGCCCCUGUUUCGGACGUUUUGAAUUGGAAUGAAGAGCAGUUACAGGGAACGGAAAGGUGGCUUAAAAAAGUUCUCAAGUUGAAGGACGAUGUUGUGGAAGUAUACAAGCGUGGCCAAGACUCGAGCAAACAAAAUGGCGAGGAGUUUUCCGACUUGGUUUUGAACGACAUGCAUUAUGAAUCUUUCAAACUCAACAAGAAUGAAUUGGCUUUGUACAACGAAAUUCUGUCUUACACCCAAAAAAUUAGCAAAUCAGUGGAAGAACUCUCCUUGAACACUGUGAUCUCCGAUUACAUGAAAAUAACAAACACACUUCAACGUGUGCUUAAAGAGAAACAGCAAAUUCAUCCUGAAGUUCUCAUGGACGCUUACAAAAAGCUCUUGGUCUUGAUGGCUCCUGUUACACCUUCAGUGGCAGAAGAAUGUUGGGAAGCACUUUGCAUUGGUCUCGGCCAAGAAUGGAAGUCGAUUUUUUUCCAAAAGCUUCCUGUUGGUAAACCGAUCGCAACUCUGCAAAUCACUUUCAAUGUGAUGGUCAACGGUAAGCGCAGAGGUUCGUUUGAGAGCGAUAAAAGUCUUUUGGAGGAGUCCGAGGAAGAAAUUUUGAAACGUGUUUAUGAGAACACUCCAGCCCAGAAAUUUGUUGACAAGGACGUCAAGAAGCUCAUUGCAAAGGAGGGCAUAAUCAGCAUUAUUACUUGUAAAUAG
This is a messenger RNA of Clavispora lusitaniae ATCC 42720, 2868 nucleotides long. RefSeq names its product leucine--tRNA ligase (gene NAM2). Gene Ontology annotation, biological process: leucyl-tRNA aminoacylation; mitochondrial translation. The record is from RefSeq and is a predicted model, not a curated record. Lineage: Eukaryota; Fungi; Ascomycota; Pichiomycetes; Serinales; Metschnikowiaceae. Gene Ontology annotation, molecular function: leucine-tRNA ligase activity; aminoacyl-tRNA deacylase activity; ATP binding. Gene Ontology annotation, cellular component: mitochondrion.